Dicrocoelium dendriticum is the source of this 1338-nucleotide messenger RNA. NCBI's taxonomy places the organism in Eukaryota, Metazoa, Platyhelminthes, Trematoda, Plagiorchiida, Dicrocoeliidae. The record is from the annotation of a GenBank genome assembly.
AAGGACGUCACGCUGCUCGUAAGGUCGGGCGGUGGUGUUGCACAGUUUCGCUUCCACUGUGCAUCAGCUGUGGUGCACUUUGAACUUAGCCAUCGAAAUGCAUUUGUGAUUCUGCAUUCUAUUGUUUGAUUGAUGAUUCAGGUGCUAAGGGAACACAUUAUUGUUUGCCCCCUAUUUACCCGAUGCGAACUGCUGCACCAUCAAAAUAAAAGAUAUGGUUAUUUCAAGUAAUUACACUGGACUUCCUGACUGCCAGAGAAAUUCGUUGGUUGUGUUCGGUUGCACCGCCGCAGUCUACGUUUUCGGCAUCACUUUGCUCUUGCUUAUCCGUUUUGUCAAGUGCAGAUGGGUUCUGAAGAAUUCAGAUGAAGACAGUUUGCAUAAACUCAUCAGGUCCAGGCAACUGCGAUGGUUUCCUAAGCAGGCCGAAGCUUUGCUGACGGGGAAAACAAUUGCCGGAAAACUUUUGAUAUUUGUGCGUUCUGUUCUGUAUUGUCUUUGCUCUGCCAUUUACUUAUUUAACACGUACAGUAGUCAACAGUUGUGUAUCCCGGUUGAUCACCGACCACAAUUCAUCCUCGAGCUGAGCUCAAAUUUCGUCUUCCUGUUGAUUUUUAUAUUAAAGGUUAUCGCAUCGAAAAACCUGCUGAACACAUGGUUAUCAAUGGACUGUAUCAUCGAUCACUGUACCAUCAUCCCGUGCAUACUAGCUUUCGUGUUCGGAUUCUAUCAAUACGGUUUUGGAUUUCUCUAUUUCACCCGAGUGGUAAAAGCCAUGGAAUUUCUUCUACUACUGAAGAUCGUCGACAGGGAAAGAAGUAUGAGAAAACUAAAAAUAAUCUCCAAUCUCUUGGCUGCUUGGCUUACUUUGGCUGGGGUCUUUUUACUGCUUGAACGCAUCGGCAACUUCUGGCAAUGGAGAGGUUCUCAACAGAAUCUGGACUACUUCGACUGUGUCUAUUUUCUCCUUGUAACUGUGGCCACCGUUGGGUACGGAGAUAUUGUCUGCACCAGCUACCUCGGUCGUCUCGUUACAAUUAUUGUGAUCAUCGGUGCCCUGAUUUCGAUCACUACGCAUGUAUCAGAACUGUAUGAACUAUUCUUUACUACCAAGCGGUACUGUGGAACAUUCAACAAUGAAUACCAUCCACGCCAUGUACUCGUGUGUGGAGCCAUUAACCACAAAUCCGUCUCACGUUUUCUGGAUGCUUUUGUGCGAGCCGACCUUAGUCGUUUCGACGAGAAUAUCAUGACAGUCUUCUUGUCCACGUAAGUUAUGUGUUCAGUCCCACAUAAACAUGAACCCCGAUUUCAGCCAAGAGCCGGAUCUGCGUCUCA